Molecule: messenger RNA, 769 nt
Organism: Colletotrichum acutatum
Lineage: Eukaryota; Fungi; Ascomycota; Sordariomycetes; Glomerellales; Glomerellaceae
Exons: 2
Coding region: 239-769 (176 amino acids)
Source: RefSeq, a predicted model, not a curated record
GUCUUGGCGCCAAGCGACCACACUCUUCAUCUCUCGGUUUACUCCGAGCGAAGUUCCUUUUCAUCAACAUCGUAUAGGUUCUGUAUUAUUAUAAAUGAAUAGCCUGCCAGUAUGUGAAUAAAGAAAUCUUGAAGAGUCUCACCAUCCAAACCACCGUCCAGUCUUUACCAACGGCAAUCCAGUCCUUACCUUCAACUUCAAAAAAGACCACCACUCUCUUUAAAAACACAUCGCAACCAUGCAGAUCACUCAGCUCUUCUCCGCCGCUGUGCUCAUGGCUUCCGCCGUCGUCGCCAACCCCACCCCGAUGCUCGAGGCCCACGGAACUGGUCUGGAGCGCCGCGUGCCCAAGACCUCCGGUGCCGCCUGCAUCAAGGCCCCGGUGAGCAACGACAAGGACUUCUCCUACUACACCUUCACCAUCGAUGAAGGUGUCAAGGCUGCCGCCGCGCAGGCCGGUCUUACCAAAAUUGGUGUCCGCCAGCACUGCAACUCCAACGGUGGUCCCUUUGGAAUGUGGGCGCAAAACACCGAGAACUGGGCCUACGUUGCCCUGGACAAGUUCGGCCCCAACCAGAAGUACAACGUCAAGGUCAACCGCUGCAAGAAGGACUUUGACCGCCACGUCUGGAGCUACAGCGUCUGGCUUUGCAACAACAACAACUGGUGCGGCACCACCAACUGCGGUUUGGACCGUGAGAUUUGCCCCGAGCAGAAGACUAAGGCGGUCAACCUCAACGACCCCCUCAAGUGGACUUGCUCUGCUUAA